AACCUUCCAUAAAAAAGCUACUAAAUCAAAGCUUCCUCUACACAUUUUGCUUAUCUUAAACAAAAACCCAAAUGGCCUCACUAGGUUACUACGAAGUCCUCUUAGCACUGGCAUGCUUUCUCUUCCUUGCUUUCUUUGCCACCACUGAUCGGCUUCCACGGAACUGGCCUCUCCUCGGAACGCUUCCGAGUCUUCUUUGCCACGUCCACCGGGUUCACGAUCGUUCCACCGAGAUCCUCAGCCAGACCGGGGGUACUUUCCUACUCCGAGGCCUAUGGUUCACUAACACGGACAUGUUGAGCACUGUUGAUCCAGCCAACAUCCACUACAUCAUGAGUGCCAACUUCUUGAAUUUUCCAAAAGGCCCUCAGUUCCUCAAGAUUUUCGACAUUUUGGGAGAUGGGAUUUUCAAUUCUGACUCAGAAUCGUGGCGCAGCCAGAGGAAACUCGCUCGGUUGAUGGUCAAUAACCACCGGUUCCACCGGUAUUUGGCCAAGACAACCCAAGAUAAGGUGGAGAAAGGCCUCAUCAAAGUUCUUGAUCAUGUUUCCAAACAAGGCCAAGUGGUGGACUUGCAAGACUUGUUCCAAAGGCUAACAUUUGACACCACUUGCAUACUCGUCACCGGGUAUGACCCUGGUUGCCUCUCCAUCGACCUCCCUCAUGUUCCCUUCUCCAAGGCCAUGGAUGAUGCCGAGGAAGCUAUCUUUAGUCGCCACAUAAUCCCCGAGAGCGUUUGGAAGCUCCAGAGGUGGCUAGGGAUUGGACACGAAAAGAAAUUGAGAAACGCUCGUGCAACCCUAGAUCAUGUCAUAGGCAAAUAUAUUUCCAUGAAGAGAGACGAACUUAGGAGAGGAAUCAAAUCAAAUGACAAAGAAGAAGACGGUGUUGAUCUAUUAACAUCGUAUUUGAAUGAAGAAGAGAUAGAAAGCGAUGAUAAGUUCUUGAGAGACACCAUUUUAAAUUUCAUGAUCGCGGGGAGAGACACGACCAGCUCAGCUCUCACGUGGUUUCUUUGGCUCGUUUCAACUCACCCAGACGUGGAAGAAAAGAUCAGAGAAGAACUCAAAUCGACUAUACCAACAGAAGAAACUAACAAAUGGAGAUUAUUCGGCGUAGAAGAGAUAAGCAAGCUAGUUUAUCUACACGGUGCACUAUGCGAAUCAUUAAGGCUAUAUCCACCAGUUCCAUUCCAACACAAAGAGCCUCAUAAGCCAGACACACUUCCAAGUGGGCAUCGUGUUGAUCCGAAUAUGAAAAUAUUGUUCUCUCUAUACGCAAUGGGAAGGAUGAAAUUCAUAUGGGGAGAGGAUUGCACGGAGUUUAAGCCAGAGAGAUGGUUAUCCGAGCAAGGAACGAUCAAACAUGAGCCAUCUUACAAGUUCUUGGCGUUCAAUGCAGGACCGAGGACUUGUUUGGGAAGAGAAGUUGCUUUUACUCAAUUGAAAUUGGUUGCUGCGAGUAUGAUACACAACUACCAAGUUCAAAUGGUGAAAGGACACACUGUGGCCCCUAAUGUUUCCGUCAUUCUCUAUAUGAAGCAUGGCUUGAAGGUUAAAGUUACCAAAAGAUGGUCUUGAAGCAGUCAAAUUUUACUAGUGUUGUUUUGGGGUGUUUAAAAUAAAUAGCCUAUAAAUGUUGUUGAAUUUUACUGCGUUCAGUUUCCCUUUUUAUUUCUAAAAGUAUAGGCUUUUUGAUGUUUUGAUGUAUGCAAUCAAUGCUAGUAUAUAAUAUACUAGGUUGUAUGAAAUAAUUUGAAGUUGAAUAAAUGCACAGAAGAGAGUGUGCACGAGUAUCUGAAUAUAAUGUAAAUUUUGAUUGUUGUUUUUC
Camellia sinensis is the source of this 1830-nucleotide messenger RNA. Its product is annotated as alkane hydroxylase MAH1. NCBI's taxonomy places the organism in Eukaryota, Viridiplantae, Streptophyta, Magnoliopsida, Ericales, Theaceae. The record is from RefSeq and is a predicted model, not a curated record. Gene Ontology annotation, molecular function: heme binding; iron ion binding; monooxygenase activity.